GUUGGGGCUGAGGGUCUGGUGUCCCCGAGCGGGCUGUGCCUCGGGAGCGGGGCGGCGGCGGGGCUUGCUGGCCCGGGUGCGGAGAGGGAGGCUGCCCGCUGAGCGCGGGGCUGCGGGCCGGGCCGCCCCGCCUCAGGAGCGGCGCUUAGUUAGGCCGCGCGGCCGUGCCUCAGGGCCUGAGGGCAGCGGGCGCCUUUUUAGUGGUUCCUGCUGUGGGAGCAACGUCUUCGCACUGAGCUGGGCAGAGUUGUGCGGGGGGACGCGGGCUGAAUUUACCUUAUUUUUAAACCUGGGGCAGCCGAAGCUUUAUUAAUCACCCCCCGGCUGAGCUACAGCAGUGUCUGUGGGCCAGGCCCCUGCAGCAAAGUCCAACAUCAUUACUGGCUCUGACAGCGAACAACGUGAAACAAUAUGUUAAUAUCACAGGUGACUUCCCAGUUACUGAAGGCUUCACGAAUUGCAGGCCGCCUUUUGCCAAGGUCAGUGUCUUCGUUUCUUUGCUGUCACUCUACAUCUGCGCACUAUAGCACACAGCCAUCGAACAAGAGUGGAGCCCAGCCUCACCAGUGGUAUGCUCUGGACCCUGAACUGGAAGAGAUGCUGAUCCCCAGAAAGCUUUCCAUCAGCCCCUUAGAAAGCUGGCUGACAGUUAGGUACUCCCUUCCUAAAGCAGAAGUCCUUAAUGCUCAGGAAGAAGUGGGCUAUGAACCUCUCCAGCAAUAUGACUGUCCCCCGUCUGAUGAGGGAGCUGAUGUGGAGGAAGGAGAAGGAGUGCUUAACAACAAGUUUCAGUGUAAGAACGUUUUGAAGAUUCGCAGAAGGAAAAUGAAUCGUCACAAGUUCAAAAAGCUGCUAAAGCGAAGAAAGUUUGUACGGAGGAGGAUAAAAGAAGGCCGCAAGAAGAAACGUCAGGUGAAAUUUGAGAAAGAUUUGGAGCGCAUCUGGAAAAGAGCUGGUUUGAAAAAUCCUCCUGCAGGAUGGCAAACGCCCAAGAUAUUUCUGAAAAGUUCAAAGCGAUAAAAAUACUCGUAAUGAGUUUUAAUGUGUAAUUGUAAUUAAAAGAUAUUUAAGUAUGUGGAUUACUUUUAA
Molecule: messenger RNA, 1089 nt
Organism: Chroicocephalus ridibundus (black-headed gull)
Lineage: Eukaryota; Metazoa; Chordata; Aves; Charadriiformes; Laridae
Gene: AURKAIP1
Product: aurora kinase A interacting protein 1
Exons: 4
Coding region: 412-1020 (202 amino acids)
Cellular component (GO): mitochondrion
Source: RefSeq, a predicted model, not a curated record